Molecule: messenger RNA, 6089 nt
Organism: Melospiza melodia melodia
Lineage: Eukaryota; Metazoa; Chordata; Aves; Passeriformes; Passerellidae
Gene: ANKK1
Product: ankyrin repeat and kinase domain containing 1
Exons: 8
Coding region: 3-2345 (780 amino acids)
Biological process (GO): protein phosphorylation
Molecular function (GO): protein binding; ATP binding; protein kinase activity
Source: RefSeq, a predicted model, not a curated record
CCAUGGGCACGGAGCGGGGCGGGCUGGGCAGCCUGACCGUGUUCAGCAGGGAGGAUUUCGAGGAUGAGUGGCUGCGAGUGGCCAGCGGGGGCUUUGGCCACGUGUACCAGGUGAAGCACAGGAGGUGGAGGACGGUCUACGCCGUGAAGUGCUCCCCGUACCUGCUGCAGGACUCCAGCAUGGACAGGACCAGCAUGAACUGUCUAAUGGAGGAGGCCAGCAAGAUGGAGAAAAUCAAAUUCCAGCACAUUGUCACCAUCUACGGGGUGUGCAACAGCCCCCUGGGGAUAGUGAUGGAAUACAUGGCCAGGGGCUCCUUGGAGAGAAUCCUCCCCACCCACAGGAUGUCCUGGCAGCUGAAAUUCAGGGUGAUCCAUGAGAUGGGCUUGGCCAUGAAUUUCCUGCACAGCAUGAGCCCUCCCCUGCUGCACCUGGAUCUGAAGCCAGGGAAUGUCCUCCUGGAUGGGAACAUGCACGUCAAGAUCUCCGACUUUGGGCUGUCCAAGUGGAUGGAGCAGUCCAGCAGGAUGCAGUACAUCGAGAGCUCAGCUCUGAGGGGCACCCUGAGCUACAUCCCCCCCGAAAUGUUCCUGCAGAACAGCAAGCCCCCGGGGAUCAAGUACGAUGUGUACAGCUUCGGCAUUGUCAUCUGGGAGGUGCUCAUGCAGAAAAAGCCUUACACAGGGGCCAACAUGAUGGCCAUCAUCGUGAAGGUGGCGGCGGGGAAGAGGCCGGGGCUGGAGCUCGUCAGGGACGACUGGCCCGGGGAGUGCCACCAGAUGGUGGACCUGAUGAAGAGGUGCUGGGACCAGGACCCCAAGCAAAGGCCCAGCUUUGCAGAUAUCCCUGUGGAGACCGACGUGCUGCUGGCUCUGAUCCAGAGCCUGGUGCAGGACCCGGAGAACGAGCGCCUGGUCAGGAAGAUGUCCCACAAACCGGCCAUCUCCAGGAGCCAGCAGGGUGACAAAGAGGAGUUCACCUUCCCCCGAGACACCAGGAGUGGGGGAAAGGACCCCCAGGAGGUUCCUGUCCCACCUCCACACGGGGAGGCUGGCACCCCUGAGGAGCUGUGCCCCGAGGAGCUGGGCAGGGUGCAGGAGAACGGCCUGACCCCGCUGCACCUGCAGGUGCUGCAGGGCCACGCGGCCAAGGUGCGCUCGCUGCUGGGCCGCGGGGCCGGCGCCAACGUCGCGGCGGGCGGCGGCUGCACCCCGCUGCUGCUGGCCGUGCAGCGCCGGCUCCCCGACAUCUGCGCCCUCCUCAUCCAGCACGGCGCCGACGUGGACGCGGCCGACGAGGACGGCUGGGGCCCGCUGCACUUCGCGGCCCAGCACGGCGACGACCGCACGGCGCGGCUGCUGCUGGACCACCGGGCCCGCGCCGACGCCCAGGAGCGCGACGGGUGGACCCCGCUGCACCUGGCGGCCCAGAACAACUUCGAGAACGUGGCGCGGGUGCUGCUGUCCCGCCAGGCCGACCCCAACGCGCAGGAGGUGGACGGCAAGACCGCCCUGCACGUGGCCGCGGGCUUCGGGCACGUGGGCCUGGUCAAGCUGCUGGCCAGCCAAGGGGCCGACCUGGAGAGGAAGCAGAAGAACCUCAGGACGCCGCUGCACGUGGCCGUGGAGAGGGGCAAGUUCAGGGUGGUGCAGUACCUGCUGAAGAACGGCAUCUCCGUCAACAGCCUGGACCAGAACCACUACAGCGCCCUGCACCUGGCCGUGGCCAGGGGCAAGUACCUGAUCUGCGAGAAACUCAUCAAGUACGGGGCCAACGUGGAGCUGAGGACGGACAAAGGCUGGACCCCCCUGCACCUGGCCUCCUUCAAGGGGCACAUCGAGAUCAUCCGGCUGCUGAAGGGCAGCCGCGCCCGGCUGGACGCCAAGGGCGGCAUGGACUGGACGCCGCUGCACCUGGCCACGCGCUACGGGGACGAGCCCGUGGUCAGCGAGCUGCUGCGCUGCGGGGCCGACCCCAACACGGCCGAGAGGUCCCGCUGGGCCCCCCUGCACUUCGCCGUGCUCAGGGGCUCCUUCCUCAGCGUCAUCAACCUCCUGGAGUGCCGCGCCGACGUCAACGCCAGGAACAAGGUGGGCCGGACCCCGCUGCACCUGGCCGUGCUCAAGGGCAACAUGGCCAUCGUCAAGACGCUGCUGAAGGCGGGGGCCCUGCUGGACGUGGAGGACAUCACGGGGUGCACGGCCCUGCAGCUGGCCGUGAGGCACCAGCGGGAGAGCAUCAUCACCCUGCUGCAGGGCAAGGAGGCCUCGGGCAGCAAAGCUGGCAACAGGCCUCUGAAUGAGGUGAAGAUCCCCAGGCUCAUCCCAGGAAGGACAGAUCUGUAAAUUCACCAGCUCUAAAAUCUGCAGCCUGAGCAUUCCCACAUUGGCUUUGAUGCCUCAAAACACCUUGUCCUGUCCCCUGCUGAUUGCAGGAAAAUAUUUGCCCUUUUUAAAUUGACGUUUUUAAGCGUGAACACUCAGAGAGUAAAAGAAAAUGAAGUCAUUUGAUGACAAGGUCUUUUCCAAGCUUGUAGAACAUUUUGGCUUGGUUAUACUCUAGGCAGUGCUUUCCUACCGAAUCCUUCCUGAGCAGGGAUUUAUGCACCCCCUGUUCAUGCAGGCAGUGCUGAAGCUGUGCACAGCACACACAGCUUUUAUUGCUUUCAUUCCAUGUUUUCCUACAGAGAAAAUUGGUGUAAAAUGGCCCUGGCACAGGUGGGAAUUGAAUCGUGAGAUUCUCACCUGCUGCUGGCACAGCAACGUGUCAGAUUUCCUGACAUCUCCUUUCUGUAACAAGAAUGAAAUAAAACAAGGCAGGGAGGAAAAAUCACUGCUAGAGAGUAUUGAAAUUGAUGCAGCACAGGGAACAGAAAUUCCAGAAUUAUCACACACGAGAUCUGGCUGCUUGCAGGUCAAGGCUUGAGUCGUGUCUCUGGGGGGAAAUAAUUCCUGGUUUCCUUCAGGAGGAUGUUCCAGCUCAAUCAGUCCUGUGAAAAACAUCUUCUUGUGGAUUUGAUUCGCUGGUGACAGUGAGAGCCCUGGUGUGCAGCUCUGACAGCCCUGCUGUGACUCCUGAGUCCCCAAACGUGCCUGCUGGGAGGGUGACUUGUCAUGGCCUUGAGCUGGGAAGAGGCUGAAAUAGAAACAAACAACCCCAGCUCUGCAGGGGAGCUGUUGUUGCCUGAUAACGUGAGAUUAAAUGGGUUAAAAAGAGGGGUUAAAAAGCCAAACCUCUGCUCAUGCAGUUUUCAUGUUAUAUUAACUUAAGGUAUUGAUGUGUAUUGCAUUCAAACCCAAUUUUUCACAAUGCUUUGACACCAGAGCCUUUAGAUAUCAUUUAAAAUAAAUUGUAAUGAAAUGAUUCAUUUUUAACAUUUGCCGUUGGUGAAGUGGGGAGCUGGGCAGGUUAUGAAAUGAAAUGCUGGUGACAUUUUGGGUUGCAGGGAGUGUAAAAAAUUGACUUUUUUAUUGCAACCACCAAACCCCCCCCCCCCCCGCAAAAUCUUGGCAUUUCCCUGAUUUACCUGCUCUUGAUAUUCCCUAAUUUUCCCCAAGGAGGAAAGGCCUGGCCGAAGGAAUUCUUGGGAUGCUCAGACGUUCCUGUGCAGCUCCUUCCCUCAGCUUCAGCUCUAUUGAUUCAGCAAAUGUCUCCCCUGCUUGGUGUCAUUUGAAAUAUUUACCCAGAAAAGAAGAAAUCCAAUUGCCACUUAAUUCAGCAGCUCCUUUCUGUCCCCGCUCCAGCAGAAAAACAAAACUCAGCUCGUAUGUCAUGGAAUGUUCUCUACAAGAGCUUAAUUAAAUUUAUAAUGAAAAUAACAGGGGAUUAAGAAGACAUGAGGGAAAUACAUUGCUCUUGCAGAGCAUUCCAGAGGUGAUAGAAGCAAUUUGCAGAGAAAAUUACCUGUUUGCUGCUCAGUUUCUAUAGAAAUUAAAUGAGUCUUUACAAACUCUGGAAAAGUGCAUUCCAGCCUCCGCUUUGUGACUGUGCAACUUGCAGUUUAUUUCUAAAAUUAUUCGUAGAUCUCCAUCCCCCCUCCCCUUUCUUUUUUUUUUCUUUUGCCUUUUUCAACUCCAUUUCAGUCUUUUGUCCCUGCUGAUAAAUCUGCUGCUGAUUAUCUCACGUUCUUACCCAAAGUUCACAGCCCAGGCAGGGCAUGGCAGCAGCAGCAGGGCAGAAACCUCCUAAACAGCUUGUUUAGAUUCCAAGAAAUAAAAAAAUGUUGUUAUGGCUCAAAAAUUAUGAUUUUGGGGUACCCAGAGCUGCCUGGUGAGCAGGGUGGUGUUCUAAUGUUGGCAGGGAGUUGUGGAAUGACUCUGACCAUCCCUGGGCUGCAGCAGCUCCUGACAUCCUGAACCACAGGGAGAUUUCCAAACCACAGGGAGAUUUCCAAACCAAUUGUUCUUCAAAUCCCUCACAGAAUCCCAGCAUGGUGUGGGGUGGUAAAGACAGAAAACCAGAGGGGGGAAAUUUAAGGUCCCUUCAAGCUGAUCUUGUUACAGCCCUGCUCCCUGCUGGAGUCACCUCGAGCUCUGUAAAUCCUGGGUGUGCUUGAGAGAAACAGCAGAUUUGUGUUUCCAAACCAGCUGUGGGGCUGCUGGUGGAUAAAACCAGCACUGGGAGAGAAAAGAAACAAUGGGAAGGAUUCCACCAGUUGAUGAAUGGAAAAAGAGAUUUGCUUUUACAAAUAAACUUCAAGUUUUCUGACAAACAAAAUUAGACAUUGAAAGAUGAAAGAAACAGGGGAAGAAAAACCCCUAAAUUCCAUAAGAAUUAAAAAUUAAAAGGGAGGGUUGUACAUUAGAGGGGAAUCUUUGGGAUCAGGUGUUCUGGGGAGUCUGAACCCCUCAAGUACCUCAGGAAUGGGGAAAGAGAGAAGGGAAAUGUGGCUGGAAAUUGGGAUAAAAAUGAGGCUGCACCCUCCAAAAAUUGGAGAGACCCCAGGGGAUGCCCCAUGGCCUCUCCCUUGAUUGGAAUGAAGCCAAAGGACUCCUCUGUCUCCUUUUUGCACACAAAUCCCUGGUGUUUGUGGGUUCAUUUUCCUGGCAGGCUGCCUGCACUCCCUCUGCAUCACCUCCAUCCUGGACACCUUUGGGAAAGGGAUGGGACUGUCAGGAGCCCGUGUUCCCCACGAGCAGCACGCCAAGAAACUCAGAGCAAAUCAAUCAGCAGAGCAGGGGAUGGUUUCACGGGGGGCUGGCACUGAUUUCCUAAGUGCUCUCUCAGUGCUGGAUCUGACUGUAAUAUCAAUCCUCUGAUGUAAAAUUCCUUUGAAGGGGAGAUGCUUGUUGUGAUGAAAACGUGGACGUUUCAGUGAGAAGUGUGGCUCUUCUGUGAGGGAAUGCUCACAGGAAAAUGCUUGGAAUUGAAUUUGGUUAAAUCCACGUUUUGCAUUGCUCCUGCUUCCCAGAGACUGUGAUUUGUUUGUUUGGCAGUGCUGCAAUUAUGCAGAUAUGGGAUUAAAUUAAAAUUAAAAUAAUGCUGCGUUUUAGAGGAAAAGAGAUCUGAAUAAAUACAGCUUGUGGGGGGGAAAAAAACCCUUAUUUUUAGCAGAAAUGCUUGUUUUUUUCCAUAGCCCCUUAGGUGUGGAAAAUCAAGAUGUUUCUGACAGCAGUGAUGUGAAUGUAGGAGGCAGUGAUUUUAAUGUAAGAAGGAAUAGUGAAUUCUCUGUGUUUCUUUCUCUUGCAAGGAGGUGGUUGUAGGCUCUGUGCUGUGGCAGACGUCAGUGUGAGACGUGCCUGGCUCUGCUCAGCCUCUCCCUGGCCUGGCAGCAUUCCUCUGCUCUGCUCCCUCCCCAGGCCAGCCAGCACUGCCCCGUGCCCUCCCAGCCCCAGGGAGGGGAUGCGAGAUCUCUGAAGGCAGGGCUUGGAGUCUGGGGUUCAUUGCAGAGGGCCUGGGUGCAGGGACCUUUUGGAAUUUGGGGUUCAUUGCAGAGGGUCUGGGUGCAGGGACCUUUUGGAAUUUGGGGUUCAUUGCAGAGGGUCUGGGUGCAGGGACCUUUUGGAGUUUGGGAUCAUUGCAAAGGGCCUGGGUGCAGGGACCUUUUGGAAUUUGGGGUUCAUUGCAAAGGGUGCAGGGACCUUUUGGAA